GGUUGACCCUUGGUAUAUAUACACGCGCCCCAGGGGUGGCGACCACUGACGGUCUUACAGCGGGUCUCUUUAGCGGCGGCGGCAAGCUGGAAGAAUCGGGAAACAUGUGAUCCAAGGGAUCCCUGAAAGGAGGGACGUGAAGCAUUGAUUGUGUGUUAUAUCUACCGAAGCUAUCACCUGAGGGCCUUGAAUAGUUCGUGGUGUGUAAAGUCGAGGGGAGCUAUCAACAGUUGGCGUUAAGGUCUCACUUGUUGAUACAGUCUAGAGGAGGCAUCGCAAGAAGGUUUUGAAGUUUUAGUUUGUGUGUCUAUGGGAGGCAUCAAAAGAAGGCAUUGAAAGCAAGUCUUUGUGAGCCAUCAAACAUGGAGACGUCCUACAGCAUCCAGACUGGAGUGACGAAGACACUGGGAGUGGUGGACUUUGUUGUGUUUGGCUCUACACUCUCUGUCGCGCUCUUUAUUGGAAUAUAUUAUGCUAUUCAGAGCAGACAUAGACAAGACCCAUCUGACUUCCUGGUUGCCGGAAGAAGUAUGGGCAUACUCCCGGUGUCCUUGUCCUUGAUUGUGACGUUCCUUUCGGCCUUGACCUUGCUAGGGAUGCCCGCCGAGAUCUACAACUACAACACGAUGUUCUGGUGGCUGGCUCUAGGCAUGAUUCUGGCAGUGGCGGGAGCAGCUUAUCUCUUUAACCCAGUGUUCUACAAUAUGGGCAUUACUAGUGUGUAUGAGUACCUUGAGAUGAGAUUUGGGAGAGCUGUCACGAUGCUAGCGUCUCUCAACUGGUUAUUUCAAACAAUUGUCUACCUCUCAUUUGUGCUCUACGCGCCGUCUUUAGCCCUGAAAUCAGUGACCGGCAUGGAGCUUUGGGUGUCCAUCCUGACAGUUGGCGGUCUGGUCACUCUGUACACGUCAAUGGGUGGGAUGAAGGCUGUUCUGUGGGCAGACAGCUUCCAGGCCGUCCUCAUCCUUGUCGGGCUGUUGUCUGCCUUCAUCCAAGGCACUGUUGUCACAGACGGCCUCAAGAAUGCGUGGGAAAUAGCCAGUGAACACAGCCGGGUCUACUUCGAUGAUUUCAGCGUGAACCCCACGACGCGGCACUCCUUCUGGUCCGUGGCUGUGGGGGGCGGCAUGAUGUGGAUGUCCUACUAUGCCGUCAACCAGUGCCAGAUACAGCGACUCCUCGCCUGUCCCACGCUCAGGAAGGCCCAGAUUGCAAUAUGGAUUAACGCCCUGGGGCUUGCUGCCAUAGUCAGUCUCUGCUGCCUCAUCGGUGUUGUUAUGUAUGCCUUCUAUAAAGACUGUCAUCCCCUGCGGUAUAACCUCAUCAGCAGCACAGACGAGUUACUCCCUCUAUUCGUGAUGGACAUCCUGGGGCACCUGCCUGGUCUGCCUGGUAUCUUCCUGUCCUGCAUCUUCAGUGGCAGUCUCAGCUCGUUGUCCUCCGGUAUAAACGCCCUGUCCGCUGUGGUGCUCCAAGACUACAUUAGGCCUUUUACUUCUGUCACCAACCUUCAAGCUACAAUCAUCACAAAGUGUUCAGCUGCCUGUUUUGGCUUUCUCUGCAUCGGACUAGCAUUUGUUGCGUCGACACUUGGAAAUGUACUGCAGAUUUCCUAUGCCAUUCUUAGUACUUUGGAUGGACCGCUCUUUGGAAUAUUUAUCCUGGGAAUGUUUUUCCCUCGAGCUAAUAAAUGGGGUGCAUUGUCCGGAUACAUAAGCGGACUUCUCUUCUUGUCGUGGUUGGCUAUUGGAGCCUACAUGUAUGACGUCAACACGCCGAUGUCUCACUUCUCCGUACAUGGCUGCAACUGGAACGUCACCAACUCCACUGCUCCGACAUCAGCUACCUCACCUGCAAACAAUACCGAGUUGACCAAAGUAGACGACCACCUCGGCAUCUACCGCCUCUCUUAUCUCUACUACACGGCUACCGGCGCCUUCGUCAACGUAGUUGUUGGAAUCAUCGUUAGUCUCAUCACGGGGUACGGCAAGCCGGUCACCACGGACCCAAAGCUGAUAUCUCCAAUCAUCAACACCAUAUUCCCUUGUUUGCCGAAGAAACUUAAAAAGAAGUUCAGCUACACAGCUGUAGAGACAGAGCCACACCCCGACAUACACAUAUUGGAGCAAGUGCCAGAUAAGAAAAUGUCCACUGGUGUGUUUCUGUGACCGCCGAGUUGUUUCCGGGGAUGGAAAACAAAGAACAGAUUGCUUGGUGAUGUAUCCAGCUUAAUGUACACAGCCUGGAGCUGGCGAACAGUGAUUGGCAACAAAUAAGGUUGUCCUUCCUUGACCCAGAUUCGAACUGCAUUCACCGGACACAUCAUGACCUCAUGCAAAGAGGUAGUUAGACUAACACUGCUGGUAACUCACUCGAGUUGGGGAGCCAGAACAGAUUCCUCUUUCAAUCUGAAAUUAGUAAACUCAAAGAUCGCAUUUCAGGCGUGGACGCCGGUUGUGACAUCUGCCGUGUGGGUGGGUGAUGCUUCGUGUCGGCCACAGGUGGCACAGUUGUCUGUGCAGACGUGUCUCUGAACCAGACAUCUUUAAGACUUUAAAGAAUUGCUGCAAUAGAUGUACAAAGCUGAAGAAAUCACAAGGCCUGGUAUUUGUGCGAUAGAUCUUUCAAUAUAAUGGCUCUUCAUUAUGUGUGUUUGUACAGUAAAUCUGCAAAAUAUGUGACACAUUAGGCAGGUGUUGUUUCUAUUUCUCCUGUUCGUGUUUAUUCUGUUCAAGAACACCUGGUGUCAUCACUGAAUUUCACUGAUCCAUCCAUAUAAUUUUCAUCAACAGUCUGCCUUCUGCGCCUAUCACGGCAGAUGAUCGAGACGGGUAGGUCCCUGGCGAUGACGUUUUAUAUUCGACACGAACACGUCGUACUCUGUAGAGUCACAGUGGACUCCGACUGUCUCUAGACACUUACACGUCACAGUCACUAGAUGUGUAGACUGCAGCUGCAGUAUAAAGUUUAACAUGAACUUGAAGUUUAGGUGCAUUAUGUCGUAUGGGUACAGGUUGUAAAGAGUAUUGUUACAUUUCCUGUCAUAUAACAAUUUCGUCUCAUCAAGUGACCUUAUAAAACAUCAUCUUUGUCAGAUUCGCGAGAUAAAAUAAGCA
This is a messenger RNA of Haliotis rufescens (red abalone), 3116 nucleotides long. Its product is annotated as sodium-dependent multivitamin transporter-like. Gene Ontology annotation, molecular function: symporter activity. Lineage: Eukaryota; Metazoa; Mollusca; Gastropoda; Lepetellida; Haliotidae. The record is from RefSeq and is a predicted model, not a curated record. Gene Ontology annotation, biological process: sodium ion transport; transmembrane transport. Gene Ontology annotation, cellular component: membrane. The coding region runs from base 363 to 2168 and encodes 601 amino acids. The transcript has 16 exons.